CGAGGCGGCGGGAAAUGGCGGCGCGGUGGGCGGCGGCAGCGGGCGGUGCCUGGGUGCGCGGUCUGUUCGGCUGGGCGCGGCUGGAGAGGGGGCUAGCACCUGGUAGCCUUUUUCCUCUGUCAUGCAUCCACACAAGCACAUCUCUGCAGUUUGGGAAGUGGGAGAAAAAGAACAGGGUUGUUUACCCGCCGCAGCUGCCUGGAGAACCUCGCAGACCAGCUGAAAUAUAUCAUUGUCGGAGGGAAAUAAAAUAUAGCAAAGAUAAGAUGUGGUAUCUGGCAAAACUGAUAAAAGGAAUGUCCAUUGAUCAGGCUCUUGCUCAGUUGGAAUUCAGUGAUAAAAAGGGAGCAAAGGUGAUCAAAGAGGUUCUCUUAGAAGCGCAGGAAAUGGCAGUAAGAAAUCACAAUGUGGAAUUCAAAUCGAAUUUACAUAUAGCUGUGUCAAUGACGGGCAGAGGCAGCUAUGUGAAACGGAUUCGUUACCAUGGCAAAGGCAUGUUUGGCAUCAUGAAAAUCUCCAGGUGCCAUUACUUUGUGAAGUUGGUGGAAGGUCCUCCUCCUCCUCCAGAGCCACCAAGGACUGGUUUUGACCAAGCAAAAGAAUACGUGCAGCAGCUGCGAAGCAGAACCCUUGUUAAUACACUGUGACAAACUUUUGUGACUACAUAGGCCUGAAAUGUGUCACUAAUUCAGUGAGUAUGGAUGUUGGACGGUCUGAAGAAGAACUUGCCUGCACAAGCAGAGGAAGGCAGUCCUGGGAUAGCAGCCAGGGUCCUCCCAGCAGGACUGGCCUCAGGGUUUUACUCAGGUUAAUAUUGUGGCUGAAGGUUGCCUGGAUGGGUUCACAUUCUGUCAGCUCAGAGCACAGGCUGAAGCAAUGAACUGUGCUAUGACAGAGGUGCCCUGAGUUGGAGCCUGUAAUGUGGUACUUGUGAGAAAAAGACAAGCUGGAGAUACUGAUCCUUGGGCUAGAAAUAGUCACCUGGGAUGACUUCUAUGUAGAGCUUAUAUUACAGCAGUGGAAGAACUAUGUUAUGAUAAUACAUCCAUGCACAUGCUCUAGCUAUUUUUUGUAAAUACUGGAGAUCCCUGUAGGUAGCAACCUCUUAAAUAACACUGUUGCUAGGUUUCCUCCUGAGUGUGCCCAGGGCCUUACGUAAAGGUAGAAAUGUGGUUGCAGACAGUUGAAUGAGGGAAGACAGAUGGCACCUUCUUGACCAAGACAUAUCGAGAAAUUUGAGUGUGAAACAACUGCCCUUAGGAGAAGGUGAUUUCUAAAAUCAGUGAAGGGAUGGGACAAAAUGAUUUGGAACUUGAAUUUACUUUGGGCUGACUGGAGUCAAGAGUAAGGGUCAGAAGUCUGAUGCAGUUACACCUCUCUUACCUGUAAAAGUCAGUGAAAAUUCUGUCUGAGAUCAAGGCAAUCCCAACUAAACUAUUGGCUAAGUAGCUAGAAAUGCCUGGGUUUGUGUCUAGUAUGUCACACUUCAGCACAGAGAUUCCCACCUGUUCUCAUCAAUUCCUAGGUGUUUCAAAGAUACUUUUGAUUUUGUUCUUAUUAUCUGUCUCUUUAGGGGGCCUGUGCUCACUACUUUUGAGGGGGAUGGGGGCUUGCAAAGCAAUCUUCAUCUCCAUCGGUCCUGAUGCUGGAUAUACCUGUCUUUUUGAAGGUUUUCAGAGUGUGCUGGGAAUGCAUUUCUCUUCCUAGUGUUGAGAGAUUUAUUUUUUUAAUGGGUAUUUGUUUUAUCUAUCACGUGAUAGAUUUAUUCACUUGAUAAUCUUAAUCUCACGGCAACGCAGGCAAUCUUCUCGUGUCCUGAUCUAGCAUGCAGUGAUUUUAUUCAUUUAACAGUUUGGCUUUUGGAUCAGAUAGCCAUUAGAGAUAAAUCCUGCAGUGUGCUGAGUAUGCUUAACAUCACUGGAACUGAGAGCAGCAGUAACCUGCAGGGAGCCUGCAGCAUCUUUCAGGAUUAUGCUCUUGAAAGCUUUCUUUACACUUAAGUAUAUGAAUAAGUUACUAUGUGGUGCAUGUCUUUCCUUCCUAGACCAUAUCCUUCUUUAAUAUGAUUUCGUGCUGAUAAGUGAGACUUCUUGAUGAAAUUUUUGCAAUGACUGUUUGUUCUCAGUUAACCACUGUUGGGUCUCCUAGGAGUUCUUUUCAACGUCCAUCUUCUCUGAUACAAAACAAAGACAUCCUUCCUUCUUUAAGGUGUGUUUUGUUAAAGUUAGUUGGAAAAUGAGGGGGGAAAAGCAACCAAAAAUACUUUAAUGAAGUGACACUUCUACCCCACUCCAGCACAGUACAAUAAAUUCAGUAUCAUUGUCUCUGAACAUAAGACAUUAACAUUUCUUUCUAUCUACAUCAGGAAAAAAAACCCAGGUCUCUUGUUCUCAGACACAGAAGCUUCCAGUUUACUACUUUUUUAGAAAAAUAAUUCAAAUCUUUUAUCAGACAGUAUAGCAUCUUCAUUUCUCAAAAGUGGGUUUCAGAUGUUGUAUUUGUUCCUGAUAGCAAUCAUGGGGGACAAAAUACUAGGUUUCAAAAAGAGGCUAAUAAUGAAUUUCCCCAAUAUGGUUCCUGGGAUAGCAGGGGAAUAGGGUGAUGACCCAGGGGUGCAUCACAUACUUAGAAGGUGAAAUGCAACAGCAGCCCCAGCAGUAGACAGUUCCUUGGCACAGCUGCAAUUCUGGCAAGCCAACACAUUCAUGGCACUGUCAGCGUAAACAUUUUGUGGCAACUGUGCAAAGCAGGCAGCCAAUUGUUUUACUAAUGAUUGCUUCUCAGUGUUCUCUUCCUUCAUCUGCCCUAGAGAGGAAAACUUUCUCCCCUGUACUUUAGCCUCUUGGAUAGUGGUUUCUUUCUGUAAAAAUGCAGUGCUAAUAGCAGUAGCCUGUGCUGUGUUAGCUGUGUGGGAUUUGGCUAUGUAAUUACAUUCCUCCUUUAAGUUCCCUCCUUUUUCAGACUUUAUUUGUAGAUCCUGUCUGUGUGAUAGCUGUAGCAGGGGUAGCCUGAGAUCUUGCAUCACUGCUGACUCCUCUCUGAGCUUUUCAGCUGCUUCCUGUUAACCAACAUGAUAGAAGAGUUAAUGCUUCCGAAGCAUUUCUAAAAUUCUCCUUGUGAGGUGCUCAGUGAGGACUUGGCAUAAGUGGGUGGUGACCUCCUGCUGACUCAUUUGCACAGCUGGUCCAGGUUGACUCCAGUAGUUUCAACUGAGGAACAUAAAAAAAAAACAGUUUGUGUGCCCAUUAAGUUCUCAGAAUACUCAGGCCCAUGGGGAAGUUUAGGGCUAUAACACUGUAUAUAUGCAAACACAAAGAAAGGAAAUGUUUGGUACAAUAUGUGGGUACGUCAGGGACAGGGUGGUAAUUCUUCCAGCUUGAAGGUAGGUUCUUGACUCAGUGAGCUGAAGGUUAGUUGUUAUGCUCUAAAUGGGAGUAGCAUGGCAAGAAUCCCGACUUAAAAAAUUGGUUUUGGAAGCCCACGGUUCAUCUCUAUGUUUAGUGAAUCCUGUAGGAUAAAUCUGAGUGUUUUAAGUUGUGCUAAAUUAACUCAGCCAGUUUCUGGGUAGCAGUUACCUACUAGAAAUGAAUCCUAGCUUCCUUAGCAGUUAGUACUGUUGUCUUAAGAGAAUCUUGGAAGAUUUCUGGGCAAUAUGAGCAUGGCAACACUCUGGCCUUAAUUCUGAUAAACAACAAUGAUAAAUACAAACUGAGCUCUGUCCUGCUGGUACUAGAUUGCUACCAGCCUCUGAGCUACCUAGAUUAAAGCUAGCUGGAGUGUUCAACAGUGGAAAGGUAACUUCAGAUACUGUCCUCCUCCACCAGUUUUAAAAGGAGAGGGGUGUAGCUUCCUAAUUGAAGGCUAUCCUCUACCUCACCACUGUUGUCAGCUAUGGAAUCCAAUACAGCACUUUCAUCUAGUGACAGUGAUGAAGUGGUUAUUAAAUGCAAUAGAAAUCAUUCAGGCCCCUUUUGAUUAAAAGCUUUGCUGUUAUCUCUGGCUUGUUGUGUUCUUGGAAAAGAGCUCAGCAGAAAUACAGAACUGGGGAGAGAAAUGCUCCCCCUUUGUUGUUUUUGGGGGGACAGGGCUUUCAGGCACAUAGAGGUAGGUAUUUGCAUCUAAAGCAAAGGGUUGAUAUAUUAUCAUCUAAUCUUAAUCUUGAGAGUUUAGGGUACCCCCCACCUUGGGCACAAGGCUUUUGAGUAAUGAUCCAAGUGGAUUAAACUGUGUGGAAAUGUCA
Molecule: messenger RNA, 4240 nt
Organism: Tyto alba (common barn owl)
Lineage: Eukaryota; Metazoa; Chordata; Aves; Strigiformes; Tytonidae
Gene: MRPL22
Product: mitochondrial ribosomal protein L22
Exons: 8
Coding region: 15-647 (210 amino acids)
Biological process (GO): translation; ribosome assembly
Cellular component (GO): ribosome; mitochondrial large ribosomal subunit
Molecular function (GO): structural constituent of ribosome
Source: RefSeq, a predicted model, not a curated record